Talaromyces stipitatus ATCC 10500 is the source of this 465-nucleotide messenger RNA. RefSeq lists its product as uncharacterized. NCBI's taxonomy places the organism in Eukaryota, Fungi, Ascomycota, Eurotiomycetes, Eurotiales, Trichocomaceae. The record is from RefSeq and is a predicted model, not a curated record. The transcript has 2 exons. The coding region runs from base 1 to 465 and encodes 154 amino acids.
AUGUAUCGAAUUCAAGCCGAGAAUUCUUUACUCACAGCACAAGUUGAAGGCUUACAAAGCAAUGUUAUGAAUCUCCAAAAGCGCCAGAAAAAGUCAAACCUAUUAUUGUUAGAUUUACCUACAGAAGAAGAAGGUGGUGCUGUCAUUUUUAGCCCUUCUAAGGAAGCCCGAGAGUUAGAAAAGACUGAAAAAGCUCAAAUCCGGAAAAAAGAGCGAGAACAACGCCAACGAGAAGCUGCAGAAAAAGAGCGCCAAAAAGAGGAGCAAAAAUUUGCUAAGUUAGCUGAUUUACAGCUUCAAAUAGAUAUUCUCACUACUCUCAUGCUCCGUACGAGUCGAACGGACCCGAAUUCAAAGAAAUCGAAGGCCAAACGUAGUGGUGAGGUCGAAGAGGAGGUUGUUGAUGAGGUUAUCACUACAAAUCGUAGAGGUCGCCAGAUUCGACUUGCCCACCGCUGUCGCUAA